Molecule: messenger RNA, 2192 nt
Organism: Conger conger (European conger)
Lineage: Eukaryota; Metazoa; Chordata; Actinopteri; Anguilliformes; Congridae
Product: ras-related protein ORAB-1
Exons: 6
Coding region: 160-777 (205 amino acids)
Molecular function (GO): GTP binding; GTPase activity
Source: RefSeq, a predicted model, not a curated record
CUUGACAGCCAUUUUGGAUUCUGGACGACUAGCCGUUAGGAUUUUUUGGGGGAGCAGUUAGCCACUUUUUAAAAUUUGACAUAAAUUGAAGAUAGCCAUUUCAAGUUCUUCAUAGGAAAGGGGAGCGCCGCUUUACAGGAAGAGUGGGCUUACUGUGACAUGUCAACGAUGAAUCCAGAAUAUGAUUAUUUAUUCAAGCUGCUUCUGAUUGGUGACUCCGGCGUUGGGAAGUCCUGCCUCCUCCUGCGAUUCGCUGACGACACGUACACUGAAAGCUACAUUAGCACUAUUGGUGUGGACUUCAAAAUCAGGACUAUAGAAUUAGACGGGAAGACAAUUAAGCUCCAGAUCUGGGACACGGCGGGGCAGGAGCGGUUUCGCACCAUCACAUCCUCCUACUACAGGGGCGCACACGGCAUCAUCGUAGUCUAUGAUGUCACGGACCAGGAGUCUUUUAAUAACGUCAAGCAGUGGCUACAGGAGAUAGACCGAUAUGCCAGUGAAAACGUCAACAAGCUGCUGGUCGGAAACAAGUGUGACCUGACAACGAAGAAGGUUGUGGACUACACAACAGCGAAGGAGUUUGCCGACUCCCUGGGCAUCCCCUUCUUGGAAACGAGCGCCAAGAACGCCACCAACGUGGAGCAGGCGUUCAUGACCAUGGCGGCGGAGAUCAAGCGGAGGAUGGGCCCCGGGGCCACGGCCGGCGGCUCCGAGAAGUCCAACGUGAAGAUCCAGAGCACUCCGGUCAAACCCUCCUCCGGGGGGUGCUGCUGAGGCCUUUACCCGCCCCCCCCCCCCCCCCACGCCCAGCCCCCCCUCAGAGCCUCCCAUCACCACGCUCCACACCUAGAGCGAGAGCGAGAGAGAGAGAGAGAAAGAGAGAGAGAGAGAUGAAUAUUAAACGAGUUGCCUGACUCUGUACUGUAUGUAGCCGCACUACCAGAUUAUCGAUGUUCUCCGAUUAAAAAUAACACACACACACGCACACGCACACGCACACGCAUGCACACACACACACACACACAAGCACACAUGCACGCGCACACACACACACACACACACACACACACACACACGCAGGUCGAAAGAAAGGUCAGCGAUUUAAGACUUAAGGAGAGACUGAUAACCUCCACCCCUCCCCUUCUCCCUUAACUACAUCCCUCCCCAUUCUGGGCUGCUUUCACCCAGUUCUCGACCUCCCCACACCCCACCCCACACCCCCCACACACACCCCACACCCCCCACCCCCCACACACACCCCCCACACACACACCCCACACCCCCCCACACACACCCCACACCCCCCACACACACACCCCACACACACACCCCACCCCCCACACACACACACCCCACACCCCCACCCACACCCCACACACACACACCCCUCACACACACCCCUCACUCUCCCUACACAUGGUUCCCCUCCCUGGUGUCCUCUCUCUGCAGGUUUAUAAAUAUGGAAGAGAAUAAUGUUCAGUCUCACUGCAUUCCUGCUGCAGGUGUGGUCUGCCCGGUUUCACAACCUCCUUCUUUUUUCCACACUUUUUUUAUUCUCUUAUUUUUCUUUGUUUUUUUUUUUUCUGUUUUGUUUUUGUUUUUGUUUUUGUUGAUUUAUUUGCUGUUUAUAUCUCUCAUUUCUGUCUCUGAGGAUGAAGUUUUGUCGAUGUUCGUCAGCCAACAGCACAACACUGUUUCACGGUCCUGCGUCAAAGAGAGUCCAGUGAAAUAUGUAUGUUAUAUAUAUAAAUAUAUAUGUAAGAUCUGAUUUUGCUAGUCUUUUAGAGGAGGUAAGUGGAAUAAAUGACAUUAUUUGAUGAGUAGUUUAACUUCAUAAUCUGCAUUUAAUUUCUGGCUCAAGGUUAUUGUAAUUUUGUUGCACAAUAUCUUACAUUAAAAAAGAAUGGAAGAAAUGUUUAAUAAACAUUGUACUUACUGGAAUUCCUACUAGACUAUGAUAUAAAAAAUGGUCUCCGAUUCUUAGUGGUUGUAUGUAGAAUACCUUUUGUGUUUUAAUUAUUUAUUCUACAUUUAUUUGGCAGGUAUAUUGUACUGAUGAUUACAUACUGUUUGCAGUUUUUGGCCAUCACCUGUGGAAUCCCCUGAUUACAAAUGUCAGAAGCCCUAAUUUCAAACACUAUGUUCUCUUUUUUUUUUUCAUAAUAAAGGCAACUGAAUUCAGUUUUAAA